Messenger RNA from Protobothrops mucrosquamatus (brown spotted pit viper), 1590 nucleotides. RefSeq names its product DMRT like family A2 (gene DMRTA2). Gene Ontology annotation, molecular function: protein binding; RNA polymerase II cis-regulatory region sequence-specific DNA binding; DNA-binding transcription factor activity, RNA polymerase II-specific. Gene Ontology annotation, biological process: sex differentiation; germ cell development; regulation of transcription by RNA polymerase II. The transcript is spliced from 2 exons. The record is from RefSeq and is a predicted model, not a curated record. NCBI's taxonomy places the organism in Eukaryota, Metazoa, Chordata, Lepidosauria, Squamata, Viperidae. Bases 1 to 1590 code for a protein of 529 amino acids. Gene Ontology annotation, cellular component: nucleus.
AUGGAACUGAGGUCUGAGAUGACCAACGUCCCCCCGGCGCCCUCUGCGGUGCCCCCCAGUUCGGUGGCGGCAGCGGCGGCGGUGGCGGCGGCAGCGGCAGCGGCCAGCCUGCCGGUGAGCGUGGCCGGGAGCCUUCUGCGAGCCCCGCCGCUGCUCCUGCGGGCUGCCGAGAAGUACCCGCGCACCCCCAAGUGCGCUCGCUGCCGCAACCACGGCGUGGUGUCGGCGCUCAAGGGCCACAAGCGCUACUGCCGCUGGAAGGACUGCCUGUGCGCCAAGUGCACGCUGAUCGCCGAGCGGCAACGCGUCAUGGCCGCCCAGGUGGCGCUGCGGCGGCAGCAGGCGCAGGAGGAGAACGAGGCCCGCGAGCUGCAGCUGCUCUAUGGCACGGCCGAGGGGCUGGCCCUGGCCGCGGCCAACGGCAUCAUCCCGCCGCGGCCCGCCUACGAAGUCUUCGGCUCCGUGUGCAGCGCCGAUGGAGGCUCGGGGGCUUCAGAAGUCAAGAUGCAGAAAUUUGACUUGUUCCCCAAGACGCUUCUCACCAGCCGCUCCGUGACCCCUCAACACAACAAGCCUUUAACGCCGGAUGGGACGGACGGCGCGCCAGGCACCUCAUCCCCGGAGCCGACUCGUCACGGCUGUGGCUCGGGCUCGGAGAACGGCGACGGCGAGUCUUCGGUCAGCUCGCCUGUCUCCAAAGGCGCCAAAGAUGGCAGCGGGGGCGGCGGCGCAGAGGAGGAGAGCACAGGCUCCGUCAGCCCGCUGGGCUCCGACUCGGGUUGCUCUGAGGCAGAACGGGACGAAGCAGGUGUCCCCUCGCCUGGUUUGGCCGCUGCUGCCGCGGCCGCCGUGGCGGCGAGCAGCCGGCAGCAGCGGACGCCGUUGGACAUCCUGACGCGCGUCUUUCCCGCGCACAAACGCAGCGUGCUGGAGCUGGUCCUGGCCGGCUGCGGCGGGGACGUGGUGCAGGCUAUCGAGCAGAUUCUUAACAACCACCACCACCACCACCACCACCGGGGAGCAGGCGGCAGCCCAAGCCAAGGACUUUCCGCCGCCUCUGGACUCAGCUCGGCAGGGCCGGACAAGGCGAGCGACGAGGCCUGGGCGCGGGCUGCUGGAGACGCGCCGGGGACCUUGGCUGGCCUGCAGCCUUCGUCGGCUGGCGGCGCCUCGCAUCACCGCCCUCUUUUGGCCGGCGCCAUGACCCCAGCCAUCGGCGCGCUGGGCAGCCGCUCCGCCUUCUCGCCCCUGCAGCCCAACGCUACCCAUUUCGGGACGGCGGCUGAGGCCGGGGCCUAUCCCCUAGGCACGCACUUGAGUUUGAGCCCGCUACGCCUAGCUUACUCGGCCGCGGCGGCGCACAGUCGCGGCCUGGCCUUCAUGACCCCUUACUCCACGGCGGGGCUAAUGCCCACGCUGGGCUUCCGGCCGCCUAUGGAGUACGCCUUCAGCGACCUCAUGCGGGACAGAUCGGCCGCGGCGGCGGCGGCUGCGGCUGCCGCCGCCGCUGCCGCCAGCGUGCACAAGGAGCAGACGUACCCAAACGGGCUUUACGGGCCCUUGGUGAAUAGCGCCCCAGAGAAACAGUAG